AUGGAAGAAGCUCACGUAUGGACGCGCCGGCGGCUGCAGAGAGAGACGAGGCCGUUUCUGGAGUAUGGACCGCCCCCUGACAGUCGAACCGCACCGCCCCCGCCGCCUCCGCCGCCUCUCGAGAAGCGACUGAAAUACGUCAGCGUAGCAAAGCCCGUCGUCAAGUGGUCCACGACGCACGUGGCUCGGCUGCCGCCGCCCCCAGUGCCCGCGGCUCCGCCGGGCCCGGAAGCGCGGCCGCCGCCCCCGCAGAAGCUGCACGUGCUGUACGCCCCCGCGCCCAUCGCGAACGCUCCUCCGCCUCCACCGCCGCCACCCUCGCCGCCCACGCUGCCGCCGCCCAAGUACCAGACCGCCAAGCCGCUGCCACCGGUCACACCGCCGCCCUCGCCGCCGUCGCCGCCGCCGCCCCCGCCGCCUCCUCAGAAGCCCAAGCCGCCUGUGCGACCUCACCUAGUCUACGGGCCGCCGCCAGAGUUCCAGACGGAGAAACCCAGCCUGCCAUCUCCGCCGCCUCCACCGCCCCCGCAGCUGCCAGUGCGGCCAUAUGAUUCUGCAGAACAGACAGCUAUACCAGAGCCACCACACCGGUUCUCGCUGCCGGCGUCAGAUCACCACAAGAAGAGGCACUUCGUCAAGAGGGACACCGACAACGCCAUCACCUCCUUCCUCUACCGCUUCGUCGACGACGGCAGCGCUUUCGACGAGCGAGGCCAGCUGAAGCUGAACGCCCACGACAAGACGCUGGGCAGCUACGCCUACCGCUACGUCGGCACUGACGGCGUGACCGUCGACGUGUCGCGAACACCCGCCGCCUAGCCUGCGAGGUCGCUGCGCCGGGGUCUGCACACCCGUCCUGGAGGAAACUUCCUCCUCCAGUACCAGGAACAGUGUGCUAGCGACUAUAGAGGAGACAGUUAUCAUUCUGUGGACUUUACUGUGGUCGUCACCUACCUGCUCUUUACGAAGAACGUAUCAAAUCUGAUCUUUCCACGCAACGGGGAUGCGGAAGACUGCAAAGGUUUACAAACGUGCCACUAAGUGCUUGCAAUUUUGAAAAGAUGCGCAUCUGAAACUAUGUGAGUAAUUGCACCUAAAGAAGGUUGACCGUAUAUACAGAUUAAAGAUGAUAGUAAAAUUAUAUUUUCCUUAUAAGUGAGAAAAAUGAAA
This is a messenger RNA of Schistocerca americana (American grasshopper), 1170 nucleotides long. Its product is annotated as leucine-rich repeat extensin-like protein 3. Lineage: Eukaryota; Metazoa; Arthropoda; Insecta; Orthoptera; Acrididae. The record is from RefSeq and is a predicted model, not a curated record. The coding region runs from base 1 to 819 and encodes 272 amino acids. The transcript is spliced from 5 exons.